AUGCGCGCAGUAGUUAUCGGGCAUACCUGCGGCAUGGCGCUGGGUCUGCCUGCAUCCCAUCACGCCGCAGAGGAAGUUGCGGUCCUGUUUCGAUGCGAUGCCAUUGCCAUUCCGAAUGGCACGGUGGGGCGAGUGCCUCUCGGGAAUUGCUGCCAUGGGCCACACACACCCCGCCAGUGCCCGCCCCAGCCCAACAAGUGCUCCUCUUUUGUCCCGAUCCAAUCUCUCAGACCCUCCUCAUCAAUCUCAUAUAACGCCCCCCCCUUAGUGCCCGUCGUCUUCUCCCCUCCAACUCCUCUUUACUCCUGUAGAGCAACAGAAUCACGCCGCCACUUCGAAAGCGUCAAGAUGCAAGUCAAGUCGAUCGAGUUCAAGCCCUUCACUGACCAGAAACCUGGCACCUCCGGGCUUCGCAAGAAGGUCACAGUCUUCCAGCAACCGCAUUACAGCGAGGCUUUCGUCACAAGCAUCCUGCUGUCCAUUCCCGAGGGCGUUGAAGGUGGGCAUAGCGCGGGCUCCCGUCUGUCGAGAGAUUGUCCGACGCCUCAAGGAUCGUAUCUCGUCAUUGGUGGUGAUGGCCGAUUCUGGAACCCCGAGGUCAUUCAGGUCAUUGCCAAGAUCGGCGCCGCAUACGGAGUGAAGAAGCUCUUGGUCGGUCAGAAUGGCAUUCUGUCAACACCCGCUGCCAGCCAUGUCAUCCGCAAGCGCAAGGCCACCGGUGGUAUCUUGUUGACUGCCAGCCACAACCCCGGCGGUCCCAAGAAUGACUUCGGAAUCAAGUAUAACCUUGCCAAUGGCGGCCCUGCCCCCGAAUCGGUCACCAACAAGAUCUUCGAGGUGUCCAAGACGCUCACGUCGUACAAGAUUGCCGACAUUUCCGACAUUGAUAUUUCAACCAUUGGAACCCAGUCAUAUGGUGACUUGGAAGUUGAGGUGGUGGACAGCACUGCCGAUUAUGUCGAGAUGCUCAAGAACAUCUUCGAUUUCAAACUGAUCAAGAAGUUCUUCAACACCCAUCCCGACUUCAAGGUGCUCUUCGACGGCCUUUCUGGUGUCACUGGGCCGUACGGCAAGGCCAUUUUCCAACAGGAGCUUGGUCUUGGUGCUGAAUCCAUUCAGAACUGCGAACCUUCUCCUGACUUCAACGGGGGCCACCCGGACCCCAACCUCACCUAUGCCCACAGCCUAGUCGAAGUGGUUGAGAAGAACAGCAUCCCCUUUGGCGCCGCAUCCGACGGCGAUGGUGACCGCAACAUGAUUUACGGCGCUGGUGCCUUCGUGUCCCCCGGUGACAGCUUGGCCAUCAUUGCCCACCAUGCUAACUUGAUUCCAUACUUCAAGAAUAAUGGCGUCUACGGCCUGGCCCGCAGCAUGCCCACCUCUGGGGCGGUGGACUUGGUUGCCAAGAAGCAGGGCCUGAACUGCUACGAAGUCCCGACAGGGUGGAAGUUCUUCUGUGCAUUGUUUGAUGCCAACAAGCUGUCCAUUUGCGGCGAGGAGUCCUUUGGUACCGGAAGCAACCAUAUUCGCGAGAAGGAUGGUCUCUGGGCCAUUGUAGCCUGGCUAAACAUCAUUGCCGGCCUGGGUGUUGCUAACCCCGGGGUCGCGCCCAGCAUCAAGCAGAUCCAAAAGGACUUCUGGGCCGAGUAUGGACGCACAUUCUUUACGCGCUACGAUUACGAGGAUGUCGACUCGGAUGGCGCCAACAAGGUUGUCGGCGUAUUGAAGGACCUGGUGGCGGACCCCAACUUCGUCGGGAGCAAAGUAGGAGACCGCACAGUUACCGAGGCCGGAAACUUCUCGUACACUGACCUGGAUGGCUCCGUAUCUUCGAACCAGGGCCUGUAUGCUUGCUUCUCGUCUGGCAGCCGUAUCAUUGUUCGUCUGUCGGGAACUGGGUCGUCAGGUGCUACAAUUCGUCUUUACAUUGAGCAGCACAGCAGCGACCCUGCUACAUAUGACAUGGAUGCACAAGAGUUCCUCAAACCCGAGAUCAAGAUGGCGACGGAGCUUCUGAAGUUCAAGGAAUUUGUUGGUAGAGACGAGCCAAAUGUUAAGACAUAGACGAGCUCUCCAAGAGAGCGGCAUGAGAGCAACCUAGGCGUAGUAGUGUGUUUUGAAUACACCUAAUUUGUAUCCCCUGCCGUGCCCUGUAGCUGCAUAUACCGAGUGCUCUUUUAACUCGACCAAGUUCCGUGGAAAAUGGCU
Molecule: messenger RNA, 2208 nt
Organism: Podospora bellae-mahoneyi
Lineage: Eukaryota; Fungi; Ascomycota; Sordariomycetes; Sordariales; Podosporaceae
Gene: PGM2
Product: Phosphoglucomutase-2
Exons: 5
Coding region: 1-2064 (687 amino acids)
Biological process (GO): carbohydrate metabolic process
Cellular component (GO): cytosol
Molecular function (GO): magnesium ion binding; phosphoglucomutase activity
Source: RefSeq, a predicted model, not a curated record